Molecule: messenger RNA, 1251 nt
Organism: Parasteatoda tepidariorum (common house spider)
Lineage: Eukaryota; Metazoa; Arthropoda; Arachnida; Araneae; Theridiidae
Source: RefSeq, a predicted model, not a curated record
AUGCCUAUUCGUGAGGAAGCGCUGGAAACUAUGGGUGAAUCUCGUUAUAUAGCUCAGAAACGCUUGAAUCAGACCGUGAGAAGAUUGAACACCAAUCCUGAAAUGAAGAAACUUUAUUGUGAAUUCAUAAAUGAAUACGAAAAUUUAAAUCAUAUGGAAAAGGUUGUAGAUGAUGUUUCACCUUCUUUAUCAUAUUAUAUGCCACAUCAUGGCAUUUUUCGCCCGGACAAAACUUCUACAAAACUAAGAGUCGUAUUUAAUGCCUCUACGCCUACAUCGACAGGACAAAGCUUAAAUGACAUAUUGCUAACCGGAGAAGUGAGAGAAAACGUUUUUGAUUUGAUUGUUCGAUUUCGAAAACACAAGAUUGCCUUAACAGCUGAUAUUAGGAAGAUGUUUCGUCAAAUAUUAAUCGAUCCGUCUCAAAGAGAUUUAUUGAGAAUUUUGUGGAAAACUCAAGAAGACGAAGUGCCUACAGUAAUCAGAAUAAAAACACUUACGUAUGGAACAAAAAACGCUCAAUUUCUGGCCAUUAGAACAUUGAAGCAGUUAGCAAUGGAUGAACAGUUGAAUUACCCUCUUGCUUCAGAAGUUGUUCUUUCUGAUUUAUACAUAGACGAUGUAGUUACUGGAUCAACAGAUCUUGAAUCGGCUUUAAUGUUAAAGACUCAAUUGGUAAAAAUGUUUGAUAGCUGUGGCAUGACCUUGCACAAAUGGAACUCGAAUUCCAGGGACUUGAUCAAUGACAGCAACUUUAACAAAGAAUUCUCUUUCGAGACUGAAGAAUCUACUAAAACACUAGGUAUAAUUUGGCAACCAGGACAAGAUAAGUUCACUUUCAAAGUAUGCGUGUCCCAGCAAUCAGCCUAUACCAAACGAGAUGUAUUGUCAGUCAUUGCUAGGUUGUAUGAUCCAAUUGGCUUUCUUGGACCCGUCAUCAGUAGAGCUAAGAUAAUGCUUCAAACACUUUGGACUCAAGACCUUAAUUGGGAUGACAAUUUGCCGGAGCACAUUGCUCGAGAAUGGAAUCGUUUUGUCAGUAACCUGAAAGCUUUAGAGAACAUUCGAAUCGACAGAUAUGUUCUAAUCUCUAAAGUUAAGAAAAUUGCUCUCGUUGGAUUUGCUGAUGCUUCCACUUUGGCUUACGGAGCUGUGAUAUAUCUUCAUCCUGACAGUUCUAACUCUGCCUUUAAAAUCCUAGCCAGUAAAUCUAGAAUUGCACCUCUAAAAACAAUAUCCGUACCUCGUUAG